This is a messenger RNA of Sclerotinia trifoliorum, 2486 nucleotides long. Lineage: Eukaryota; Fungi; Ascomycota; Leotiomycetes; Helotiales; Sclerotiniaceae. The record is from the annotation of a GenBank genome assembly.
AACUCGAAAUAAAGUUCAGCCUCACAAAUUUACUAAAAGCAUUGAGUAAUGUUACCCUGAAUUAAUUGUAACAAUAAAUUAGGUCUAUCAACAUUAACAAUCCCAAGCACGUUGCCAUAUCUCAUCAAAUACGACGAAUAUCUACUUCAACCUAUAAGCAACACUAAUUAUCAAUAUGGAUGAUACUGAGCGUCGCACAGCAAAACGGUCGCGCUUCGAUCAAAAGGAGCCUGAGCCGAAGAGGACCUCCAGAUUCGAUAGACGCUCAAGAUCACCGCCUGCGAGAAAGGUAGAGCCAAGGCGAAGCAGAUCUCCGCUUGGACGACGCACUUCUACUAGCCCAGCUCCUGAAUCCGCAAAGAAAAAUGGUGCAGAUCCAGCUGCUGCUGCAGGUAAAUAUAUAUCUUAUAACUACCUUCGAUAUAUGAUAUAUCGAUGCUAAUCCAAUGUUUUAUAGCUGCCGCUGCCGCAAAAAUCAAUGCACAAAUUCAAGCUAAGAAAGGAAUUCAACAUGCCGAUGUGCCACCUAUUCGCGCAACUGAAAGUCCAGUGGGAAAGUCAGCAUCUCCAGGAACCCCAGGACCCGGAGCAGGUAACAGUGCAAGCAAUAUAAAUGGUGAGAUGUACAUCGCAGAUGGCGAUUAUAUCAAAGAUAUCGAAGUCAACGAUUUGCGAAACCGCUAUACACUGACUAAAGGUUCUACUCAAAAGACGGUAAUUACUCCUUGUGUUAUACUCCACUGAUACAUCAGGCUUUCUUCAUAGGUCUAGCCAUGAAUCAUCUCUCUAUAUUCUCUCCCCACUUUUCAAAGUAAUAUCAUUAUUGUGUGUGGAGACUUUCAAGCUUACCUGAGCGCGAAUAGCAUCAUACACAUAUACCCUUUUGGCAUCUGCUGACCUCCGCUGCGUGACAUCUAGAUUAAGGAAGAAACCGGCGCUGGUAUGCUAUACCUACAACUCAUUAUUUUUAGAGAUUUUAAUGUUGACUUUUAAAGAUGUCACCACACGAGGAAAUUAUUAUCCGGAUAAAAGCAUGGCUACGGCUGCUGUAAGUUAUUCCCUCGCCUACAAUACUUGAGAAAUGGUCUAAUAAAAUUUGUUUAGAAUCCCCCACUUUAUCUCCACGUUACGAGCCAAACCAAGCGAGGCCUCGAGCAAGCAGUUCAGAAGAUCGAAGAACUAAUGAAGCAGGAACUUCCUAACUUGGUCGAUGAACGUCGAUUCCGUAGACGCGAGCCUGAACAAGUUGAAAGAGAUGAGUUCGGAAGAGUGGGUUUCCCUUUCUACACGAAAUGAAUGCAGGUUGCUAACAAAACAAACAGCGCAAAUGGCCUGAGGAGAAGAUUGCCAUUGAUUUUGAACCAAUUCCAGGCUUUAACCUUCGUGCCCAAGUUGUUGGUCAUGGCGGAGCUUACGUAAAGCAUAUUCAACAGGAAACUAGAUGCCGUGUUCAAAUCAAGGGACGUGGUUCUGGUUUCAUGGAGCAUGGCACCGGUCGCGAGAGUGAUGAGGAUAUGUAUCUCCACGUUGCGUAAGUUUAUGUUGUUCGUAUCUCUGGAGCUUUUCACUAACACUCUUCUAGUGGCCCUGAUCCAAAUGAGGUACAAAAGGCCAAGGAGCUUUGUGAGGAUCUUCUCAAAAAUGUUCGAGAGCAAUACGAAGAGUUCAAGGCUCGUCCACCUCAACAACGUGGUUAUGGUCAAGGCACCGGUUACUCGGGAGAGCGAGGCUAUGGAGACCGGGCUCCAGACAGGUCCAACUCGUAUGGUGGCGGAUACAAUAACUAUAACAAAUCACCAGCUCCCAACACUCCUAAUGCAGGCAGUCCUUCAACUCCUGGAGACUAUGGCUCAGCACAUGCCGCUCAAUACUAUGCUACAGGUGCUGAUCCUUAUGCUCAAUAUGGUGGGUAUGAGGCAUACGUUCAAUACUAUCAGCAGUAUAUGGCUGCCAUGGCUCAAUAUCAACAGCAGCAACAGGGUGCUCCUGGUUCAGGUCCUCCACCACCUCCAAGCGAAGCACCACCCCCACCACCUGGUGGAUCGGUAUGUAUAAAGAUUUCUCUGCCCAUAUUUUCUUGAUCCAGAUUUAGAGGCUAGGUUUGCAAGACUGCCCUAUUACUAAAAAGAAACGGGCAGUCAAAAUCAAAAAUUUGAGAGAAACUAACUAACCUUUGAACUUUAGGCGCCUCCUCCACCAUCAGGUCCACCACCAGGGAGUAAUAACGGUUACAGCGCCGUCCCACCUCCACCCGGAAUGUGAACGCUUUUGUCAAGGUCCGCUGUUGCCAUGUCAUUUUGCAAUUGCUCCAAGGGUGUUCAUCGCGGAAAUUAUGGAUACUUGUCUCGUACUGACAAGGUUUAGAGUACAUUUGGCACAGGGCAUUGUACAACACCCUGUAAACAAACUUCAAUCACAUAGGUAUAAUCGUGCAUAAAAACGGGAAAGGAAUGGUCAAUCAAUCAACUCAAUUUUACUAAAUAUCU